UUCCCUCCCAUUUCCCCCUCAAAACAAUGAAAAAGAAAGAAACCUCCCGUUUCUCCAGCAGAAAUCCCCUUCUCCAGCCAUGGCCAAGAACCACGAACCCGCCACCCCGGCGGCCGCCGCCGAGACGCCGUGGAAGGGGCGUCUGCGCUCGCACCACGCGACUCCUCUCAGCUCCCGCUCACCGUGGAUCCCUUCCCGACCAUCCAGGAUCCAGAACAACGACGAGGAUGCCCGGAGGUUCAGGACACCGGCGACGGCGAGACGCCGCGACGAGGGCGACGGAACCGUGCGCCGGUCUCUGAGGGUUCUCGCGCGCCGGUUCGGCGGCCACGAUGCGGCGCACCCGAUCGUGCUCGACGACGAGGACGAGGAAUGCGAAGUCAGGGGUAACCAAACAGCGAUGACGCAUGUUCGGAGAUCUGCGCGGUUCCAGCGAGGUGGUAAGAGUCUGAGUAAGCCACCAGUGGGGAAGGAAAGUCACCGGAAACGGCCGCCGCGGAUACCGAAUCGCCGGGACAUUGCCCAUAACAGGGAGACUCAAAAUGCUGCUAAGAGCGGCAAGACGCGAGAGAAUCCGACAAGGAGUAGCCAGAGAAUCGCUGCAGUACAGUCUUCAGCAAGGAUGAAAGAACACAAGGAGCUCCAGACAUUGUAUGAAGAUGCCCAAGACGUUCCUGCCAGGAGAAAGACUGCACAUGCAUCUUGCAAAAAGAGCGAGAUGCAAGAGCCAAAGCCCAGUUGUUGCGAGGAGCCGACAAGGAAGAGGAUGAGAGGCUCGGAGAGAAGGCCGGAAUCAGGGAAGCAAAGUCACCCAUCUGGUUGUCCAGAAGUUGCACCUAUCACUAAACCCAGAAACAUCAUCCACAAGAAGGGUGGAAAUGAUCCUUCUUCCAUAGUGCAGCCUAAGAUCAGUGAUGAAACGCUGAUGAACACCAACGAAGGCAAUGAAGAGCAGUGUGCGGAGCACCCGAUUGUGCUCGACGAGGAGGAGGACGAGGAACGCGAAGUCAGGGGUAACCGAUCAGCGACUACGCCUGUUCGGAGAUCAGCGCGGUUCCAGCGAGGUGAUAAGAGUCUGAGUAAGCCACCAGUGGACAAGGAAACUCACCGGAAACGGCCGCCGCGGAUACCGAAUCGCCGGGACAUUGCCCAUAACAGGGAGACUCAAAAUGCUGUUAAGAGCGACAAGAAGCGAGAGAAUCCGACAAGGAGUAGCCAGAGAAUUGCUGCACUACAGUCUUCAGCAAGGAUGAAAGAACACAAGGAGCUCCAGACAUUGUAUGAAGAUGCCCAAGACGUUCCUGCCAGGAGAAAGACUGCACAUGCAUCUUGCAAAAAGAGCGAGAUGCAAGAGCCAAAGCCCAGUUGUUGCGAGGAGCCGUCAAGAAAGAGGACGAGAGGCUCGGAGAGAAAGCCGAAAUCAGGGAAGCAAAGUCACCCAUCUGGCUGUCCAGAAAUUGCACCAAUCACUAAACCCAGAAACAUCAUCCAGAAGAAGGGUGGAAAUGAUCCUUCUUCCAUAGUGCUGCCUAAAGCUAGUGAUGAAACGGUGAUGAACACCAAGGAAUGCAAUGAAGAGAUGUGUGGGGUUAAAGGAGGAGAACAGCAGCAGCUUUGUGCUUCAGAUGAUUGGACAGAAGAGCAGGACCUGACAUUGCGCCAGGCUUACUUCACUGCUCGACCAUCCCCACAUUUCUGGAAGAAAGUUUCCAAAUUGGUGCCAGGAAAAUCUGCCCAAGAGUGCUUCAAUAGAGUUCAUGCUGACCUUUCAACACCCGCUCCAAUUGCCCCUCGACCUCGAACAAGUAAAAUACAGUUUUCUCCUCUAGGACAUUUCAAAUUGUCCGAUUCAAAAGUUCCAAAUCUGUUGGAACCUCUAGUUGGAAGACGAAAGACCGCCAAACAGAAGAGCCUAGCAGCACAGAAGACAGUGAGACAUUUGCUGAAGAAGCAUUCCCUAAUUGACCAAGCUCAAGAGGCUGAUCACUUCUCUAUAUUUGAAACUUCACCAUCUGCUUUACAAUUGAACAUUCCGCUUGAGGAUUCUCCUGGAACCCCUGACAACUGUAUAAAUUCUUUUCCCCUCGUCAAGUACAGCGUGAGUUCUUCAGCACGUAAGAGACCGUUGUCAAAGUUAAAAACUAAGCAAGCUGAACUGAGUCCAGCAGUUCUGAAGCCUAUAAAGAAUGUAGUUUUACAUGAGAGGUACAUUAAUCAGUUGUCCCGAAGAGAGGUGGCAAAAAAACCUCGUAAGAAAGCUGCUGGCACCAAAGCAACUGAUCCUGAGAAGCCUCUUUUGGAGCAGCAAGCUGGUGUUGUGAAGGCUGCAAAGAAUGCUCUUAUGUCAGAAGCAACAGACUUCAUAUGCCAGUUUAAGAAGUUACAAGCCAACUCCCUUGCACAUGUUCUGGAAAACAGUGAAGACGAUGUGGAUAAUUCUGUGUAGUGUCAUAGUGGUCCCAAGAUGCUUUUAGCAUAUAUGCUCUCCCCUCAAUUUUAAAGCAGCCGGAUGGCAUGUCGUUAGCUAACUAUAGUUAGUAGACUAAGACUGUAAAGAGACUGAUGAUAAGUCAUGGAAGUUAUAGUUCAUUAUAUUCUGUCAAGAAAGUUAUCAAUGCAUUGCUAGCAUUAGCAUAUCAAGGUUAUGGUUAUCACAUA
This is a messenger RNA of Lolium perenne, 2658 nucleotides long. RefSeq lists its product as uncharacterized. Lineage: Eukaryota; Viridiplantae; Streptophyta; Magnoliopsida; Poales; Poaceae. The record is from RefSeq and is a predicted model, not a curated record.